AAUUCGGGUCAUUGGAUAUAAGAGAGAGAACCUGACUGACUACUCUGUUUCAUGUUUUUGUUUGUGUCUUCCAUAUGUUCGACGUUUUGCCUGACUGGCACAUUUAUUGUUGAAUAUCUCAAAUCAAAUCAUUCUUCUUACUUUUGAUAUAAUAAAGAGGUUGUUUAGUAAAGACAACCCUGAAACCUUAGCCAUCACUUCAUUCAUUCCCCCCACUUCAAAAAUAUAUGCCAGUGUUUCUAAUGUAUAUCCCACCCUUUGAGCUUUCUCCAAUGGCUCAAGGAAGUCUUAACAAGGCCACCCUCAGUGGAAGCUCUACUAAUGACAAUCGAAAAGUUGAUAAUUUUGCUAGGAGACAAAAAUUGUCGCAGCAUAGAAGGUCUCUUCCUAUUGCUACCGUCGAGCGAAGACUCAUAGAUGAAGUUCGGAAGAAUGAUAUUUUGAUCAUUGUUGGUGAAACUGGAAGUGGAAAAACAACCCAAAUACCCCAGUUUCUGUUCAAUGCUGGAUUUUGUAAAGAAGGCAAAUCUAUUGGAAUAACUCAACCUCGGCGUGUUGCUGCUGUAACCGUUGCAAAAAGGGUUGCUGAGGAAUGUGGUGUGGAGUUGGGUCAAAGGGUUGGAUACUCAAUUAGAUUUGAGGAUGUGACUUCUAGCUCAACAAGGAUCAAGUACAUGACUGAUGGGCUAUUGCUGAGGGAAGCAUUGUUGGAUCCAUAUCUCAGUAGAUAUUCAGUUGUAAUUGUUGAUGAAGCUCAUGAGAGAACUGUCCAGAGUGAUGUGUUACUAGGCCUUCUAAAAAAUGUUCAAAUUGCACGGUCAAAAUCAAAUGGCCAUCUAGAUACUGAAACAAAUAAGCCAAAGAAUGGCAUGGUGUUAGAGAAAGAAAAUGACGUUCAAUCUUCAAUUUUUCUCAAGCAUGACCAAGGAAAGAAAUUUCCUCCACUGAAGUUGAUUGUCAUGUCUGCCAGUUUGGAUGCACGUGUCUUCUCUGAUUACUUUGGUGGUGCGAAAGCUGUUCAUGUCCAAGGGCGACAGUUUCCUGUGGAGAUAUUUUAUACAUUUCAUCCAGAACCAGAUUAUUUAGAUGCAACCAUAAUUACUGUAUUCCAGAUUCAUCUGGAGGAGGCCCUUGGUGAUAUACUUGUAUUUUUGACUGGACAAGAAGAGAUUGAAUCCGUUGAGAGACUUAUCAAAGAGCGAGUUUUACAGUUACCUGAAAACAAUCAAAGACUAGUAAUUGUGCCAAUAUUUUCAUCUCUUCCAUCAGAACAGCAGAUGCGAGUUUUCGCAUCAACUCCAGCCGGAUAUCGCAAGGUGAUACUUGCUACGAAUAUUGCUGAGACGUCCGUAACUAUUCCUGGAAUUAAGUAUGUUAUAGACCCAGGUUUGGUAAAAGCACGAUCGUAUGAUCCAAAGCAAGGACUGGAAUCUUUGACUGUUGUACCGAUUUCAAAGGCGCAGGCUCUUCAAAGGAGUGGACGUGCUGGGCGAGAAGGGGCUGGAAAGUGUUUCCGUCUUUACCCAGAGAGUGAAUUUGACAAACUUGAGAACUCAACGAAGCCAGAGAUCAAGAGAUGCAACCUUGCUAAUGUAAUUUUGCAACUCAAGGCUCUGGGUGUGGAUGAUAUCAUUGGGUUUGAUUUUAUUGAAAAACCUUCAAGGUCAGCUAUUGUCAAAUCAUUGGAGCAAUUGUUUUUGCUAGGUGCUUUAACAGAUGAAUGUAAACUCUCUGAUCCAGUUGGUCGUCAAAUGUCGAAGCUUCCUUUAGAUCCUGUUUAUUCAAAGGCCCUUAUCGUAGCUAGUGAGUUCAAGUGCUUGCAAGAAAUGUUGAUAACUGUUGCAAUGCUUUCGGUCGAAUCUAUGUUUUAUGCUCCUCGGGACAAGUUAGAUGAGGCAAGAGCUGCAAUGAAAUUCUUUUCAAGUCCCGAGGGAGAUCACCUCACUUUGAUUAAUGUAUUUCGAGCAGCUAACGAGUUUAUGGAGAAGAAGAACUUGACCUGUGGUAAAGAGAAAGCUGACAAGAUCCUAAGAAAAUGGUGCAAGGAAAACUUCAUUAAUAGUCGCUCCCUAAGACAUGCCCGUGAUAUUCACAACCAAAUCCGAGAACAUGUUCAACAAAUGGGUCUUCGUAUUGUCUCUUGUGGAGACGACACACUAAACUUCCGCAGAUGUCUUGCUGCUUCAUUCUUCCUCAAUGCAGCUCUAAAGCAACCCGAGGGAACCUAUAGGACUUUGGCAAGUGGUCAGAUGGUGCAGAUCCACCCUUCUUCUGUGUUAUUCCAGAAAAAGCCAGAAUGCUUAAUCUACAAUGAACUAAUCCAAACUAACCAUAAGUAUAUCCACAAAAUAACUAGAAUUGAUUACUUGUGGUUAACUGAACUGGCUCCCCAAUUUUAUUCUAUGCAGAGUUGAGCUUCUGUAACAUCAACACCCAACAGUCAUUUGGCCACAAUGGGAUUGUGGAAAGCUUCUCAAUCAUGUCCAAACAGAUACAAGAAACCAUCACAUACCAUACAACACUGUUUUCUUUCAGCAUCAUUGCAGUGCGGUGACAUUGCAGCAGGCCGAGUUUGGUAUUUCCAGUUCGGUGUUGAACUCGUUUAUGUCCUUGCUUCAACUGUUUUUCAAAAGUUGAGUUGACAAUGCAACAUUAUUAUUAUUUAUUGUUAGUGUUUAGGUGGUUUAAAGAAGGCAUCCUUUCACAUAAGGUGGGUUUUGUAGAAAUCUGGAAAGAGUAACUUUUUUAUGUUUUUACUCUUAUUAAUUUUAAGAUUAUUUGUGCCAUAAAUAUUAAAUCUUUUUUAUUUCAUACACUUAAAUAUUACAUUUUUUUUU
Molecule: messenger RNA, 2837 nt
Organism: Cannabis sativa
Lineage: Eukaryota; Viridiplantae; Streptophyta; Magnoliopsida; Rosales; Cannabaceae
Product: pre-mRNA-splicing factor ATP-dependent RNA helicase DEAH10
Exons: 14
Coding region: 228-2414 (728 amino acids)
Biological process (GO): positive regulation of transcription by RNA polymerase I
Cellular component (GO): nucleolus; intracellular anatomical structure
Molecular function (GO): RNA binding; ATP binding
Source: RefSeq, a predicted model, not a curated record